Messenger RNA from Varroa destructor (honeybee mite), 2463 nucleotides. RefSeq names its product phosphoglucomutase 3-like protein nst (gene nst). Gene Ontology annotation, biological process: UDP-N-acetylglucosamine biosynthetic process; carbohydrate metabolic process. NCBI's taxonomy places the organism in Eukaryota, Metazoa, Arthropoda, Arachnida, Mesostigmata, Varroidae. Gene Ontology annotation, molecular function: phosphoacetylglucosamine mutase activity. The record is from RefSeq and is a predicted model, not a curated record.
CGUCUUUUGCUACAACACUUAAACUUAAUAGUGCAAAAUACCCGCGAUUGACCGGCAUACAAUUCGCCUACGGGACCUCAGGCAUUCGAACCAAGUAAGCAUGACCGAUUGUCAAAAUGGCGUCAGCUCAAUUCAUGUAGAACUCUCACAUGUUUUCUGCAUAGAGCAUUCAAACAAACUCAAUAAAUGCGCCGGUUAUGUAAACAAACUGAAUUUGUCUUGAUGUGAUCGUUCUACGGCAACACAAAUAACUUCUUCAAAGUUUCUUAGUAGUUCAAAGUCUUCGACUAGAGAGUUCUGCUACAUCAUCUUUGUACAUUUAGUUCGCCGAAAAAUGUUUUUGUGGCCCGACUAUUGUUACACGUUGCGAACCAUUCACACAAAAAUCGUAUAUCGAGGGCGGGCUUUUUGAAAAUUCAUGAAUUUCAUGCCGUCAGAGCUGAUAAGUCUCUACAACUAAUGUGGGUCGUCGUGCGUGAAGGAUCUAUUUUAGGCACCCGAAUUGUUUAAGGGCCAAUCUACUUAUGCUCUGAAAAAAUAUCAUGUUAGUUAUAAAGCCCGCGAGAUUCUAGGAAUUAAGUAAGCAUAAUGGCACUAUUGUUAUCACUAUACGAAUCAUGCGUUCGGAUAAGUUUCCUAAAUAAAAUUUCUAAAUAAAUGUUUGCAACAAUGGACGUUACGCGCUGCUUACUCAAACCGAUCAACGAAUGAGACUGAUAGAGAGGUCGUAGUUGUUGCCGGUACUUGAAGGGGCAAUGUAUGGAGUACAGUGGAAUAUUGCAACGCUUCGGCAGACACGCUUUCUGGGGCGAUGUUUCGGCUUGGAGUAAUCGCAGCACUUCGUUCGCGUUCCGUGGGUGGUGCCACUAUCGGAUGCAUGGUUACAGCAUCGCAUAAUCCCGAAUGUGACAAUGGAGCCAAACUGAUUGACCCAUUAGGGGAGAUGAUGGAAAUCAGCUGGGAAGCUCGUACAACUGAGGUUGUCAAUGCGGCUGAUAACGAACUCCUUGAGAAACUGGAGAAAAUUGUUACUGAACUUGCAAUUCCUGAGGGAUACUCCAAUGUGGUUGUAGGCUGCGAUACCCGAAAGAGCUCUCCCGGCUUAUUGCAGGCUGUAAUUGAUGGCGCUGGGAGCGUUGCCUCAUGCAUGGUUCAGGACGUUGGAACGGUGACCACACCUCAGCUGCACUUCAUUGUUAGGUGCCGUAAUGACCCAAAGUACGGAACGGCCUCGCUUGACGGAUACUACGGGAAAUUAAGCGCUGCCUUUAAUCGGGUUGUCUCAACGACGGCUAGCAACCCGACGCACUACAAUCCAAAGCUGACGGUGGACGCUGCCAAUGGAGUGGGGUCUGAAAAGUUACGAGUGCUCGCUGGACACCUUGGAGGAUCCGUCCAGGUGACAAUUGUCAAUGAUGGGGACGGGAUAUUGAACCACGAAUGCGGGGCCGACUACGUCAAAACCGGCCAGAAAGCACCCGCCGGCUUAACGUUGAGUCCAUUGGCGCGGUAUGCUUCACUCGACGGUGACGCGGACAGACUUGUUUACUACUUUGCCGAUUCUGAAGGGAAGUUCAGGUUGCUUGAUGGGGAUCGCAUAGCUACACUUCUCACCCGUUACCUCAAGAAACUUCUAGAUGAAGCUCAAGUGAAAGACCUAGAUCUGGCUAUCAUUCAGACGGCCUAUGCAAAUGGAAGUUCUACCGAAUACAUCAGAAAUAAGCUGAACGUUUCAGUGACAUGUGUACCUACUGGAGUAAAGCAUCUUCAUCAUGAGGCCCUUAAGGCCGGUGUCGGUAUUUACUUUGAAGCCAACGGACACGGAACGAUUUGCUUCAGCGCUCGUGCCAAACAGCUAAUAGCUUCUUCUAAUGCAGUCGCUUCCCGCAAACUUUUGGAUUUCAUCGAUAUGACAAACGAGACUGUAGGCGACGCACUCUCUGAUUUGCUCCUCGUUGAGGCUGUUCUGAGGGAUUUGGACUUGGAUGUCGCUGACUGGCUCAGUGAGUACGAAGAUCUCCCCAGCCGACAGAUCAAAGUUACAGUUCCAGAUCGUACAGCGAUUAAAACAACAAAUGCGGAAACGAAAUGCACGGCUCCAGAGGGACUCCAAGCUGCUAUUGAUACAGCCGUGGCCAGGUACCCGAAGGGACGAUCCUUUGUAAGGCCAUCGGGAACAGAGGACAUCGUUAGGGUCUAUGCUGAGGCUGCAGGAGAAACCAAUGGGAAAGAGAACGCUGAGCUUCUUGCCGCUGAAGUUGUGCGCCUGGUGCAAACAUUUCUAGCAGAAAUGACAUCUUUGAAACAUGUAGAGCGAUUGUUGCGUGCAGAGUCGUGAUGACGUGCAGUCAAACGUCGUCUGGUACAGCCUCUGCUCACUUAAGCUUUUAGCUUGGAAGAACGGUACAUAGAUGGCGUGAAUUAGCUUCGCUACUGUCUAACUUCAUUUUGAUUAGGAUCGAU